Molecule: messenger RNA, 2769 nt
Organism: Vicugna pacos (alpaca)
Lineage: Eukaryota; Metazoa; Chordata; Mammalia; Artiodactyla; Camelidae
Gene: P2RY11
Product: purinergic receptor P2Y11
Biological process (GO): neuronal signal transduction; G protein-coupled receptor signaling pathway; calcium-mediated signaling
Cellular component (GO): plasma membrane; preribosome, large subunit precursor
Molecular function (GO): rRNA binding; neurotransmitter receptor activity; G protein-coupled ATP receptor activity
Source: RefSeq, a predicted model, not a curated record
CUGGCGUAACCAUCUCGCGGGCGCCGGAAGUGAACGGUGAGGCGCCGGAAGUAGCCGGGCGAAGGGGCCGCGUGCAGGAGACAGCAACAUGGGACAGUCCGGGCGGUCCCGUCACCAGAAGCGCGCGCGCGCCCAGGCUCACCUCCGCAACCUCGAGGCCUACGCCGCGCAGCCGCACUCUUUCGUGUUCGCUCGGGGCCGCGCGGGUCGUAGCGUCCAGCAGCUCAGCCUGGACUUGCGGCGGGUCAUGGAGCCGCUCACCGCCUCCCGCUUACAGAUACGAAAGAAAAACUCUCUGAAAGAUUGUGUAGCAGUGGCUGGGCCCCUCGGGGUCACACACUUCCUGAUCUUGAGCAAAACGGAAACCAAUAUCUAUUUUAAGCUGAUGCGCCUCCCAGGAGGCCCCACCUUGACCUUCCGGAUCGACAAGUACACGUUGGUGCGUGAUGUGGUCUCCUCACUGCGCCGGCACCGCAUGCAUGAGCAGCAGUUUGCCCACCCGCCUCUCCUGGUGCUCAACAGCUUUGGCCCCCACGGCAUGCAUGUGAAGCUCAUGGCCACCAUGUUCCAGAACCUGUUUCCCUCCAUAAAUGUGCACAAGGUGAACCUGAACACCAUCAAGCGCUGCCUGCUCAUCAGUUACAAGCCCGAGUCCCAGGAGCUGGAUUUCCGCCAUUAUAGCAUCAAAGUGGUCCCUGUGGGUGCAAGUCGUGGGAUGAAGAAGCUUCUCCAGGAGAAGUUCCCCAACAUGAGUCGCUUACAGGACAUCAGUGAGCUUCUGGCCACGGGUGCAGGGCUGUCUGAGAGCGAGGCGGAGCCCGACGGUGAGCACAACAUCACAGAGCUGCCCCAGGCCGUCGCGGGGCGAGGCAACAUGAGGGCCCAGCAGAGCGCCGUGCGGCUCACCGAGAUCGGGCCUCGGAUGACCCUGCAGCUCAUCAAGAUUCAGGAGGGCGUUGGAGCAGGGAACGUGUUGUUCCACAGCUUUGUGCACAAAACGGAGGAGGAGCUGCAGGCCAUCCUGGCUGCCAAGGAGGAAAAGCUGCAGCUCAAGGCACAAAGGCAGGACCAGCAGGCCCAGAACGUCCAGCGCAAGCGGGAGCAGCGAGAGGCCCACAAGAAGAAGAGCCUGGCAGGCAUGAAGCGGGCACGGGCAGAGGCUGAUGGGGACAGUGAUGCAGAGGACCCCGGGGCUCCUCCAGAGGCAGAGGGUGCCAACCAGCGAGAGGAAGAGGAGGAUGAGGCCGAGUAUUUCCGCCAGGCUGUGGGCGAGGAGCCUGACGAGGACAUGUUCCCAAAAGCAGCCACGCGGAGACGGCCUGCUGGGCCCCCCAGCAAGAAGCGACGGUGGGGUCUGGACUUGGGCGCCUCACACUGCCCAGCCAACUUCUCGGCGGCUGCUGACCGCAUCCUCAGUGGCUUCCAGGAAGGCUUCCUGUGGCCCAUACUGGUGGUCACAUUCCUGGUGGCCUUGGCUGGCAACAGCCUAGCUCUGUACCGCUUCUACACCCGGGAGCAGCGCCCGUGGCACCCAGCUGUGAUCUUCUCAGCCCAGCUGGCUGUCAGCGACCUGCUCUACGCGCUGACGCUGCCCCCGCUGGCUGCCUACUACUACCCACCCAAACACUGGCGCUACGGGGAGGCUGCGUGCCGCCUGGAGCGCUUCCUCUUCACCUGCAACCUGCUGGGCAGCAUCAUCUUCGUCACCUGCAUCAGCCUCAACCGCUACCUGGGCGUCGUCCACCCCUUCUUCACCCACAGCCAACUGCGGCCCAAGCACGCCUGGGCCGUCAGCGCCGUGGGCUGGGCGCUGGCAGUCCUGCUGGCGGCACCCACACUCAGCUUCUCCCACCUGAAGAGGCCACCACAGGAAGGCCACUGCACCAUGGCCAGGCCCGAAGCCUGCAUCAAGUGCCUGGGGACAGCAGAUGACAACUGGAUCGAGGCCUACAGAGCUUACAGCCUGGUGCUGGUGGCCUUGGGCGGUGGCCUGCCACUGCUGCUCUCCCUGGUGGCCUAUGGCGCCCUCGGGCGGGCCGUGUGGCGCAGCCACAGCAUGACAGUGGCCAACAAGCUGCAAGUGAUGGUGCUGGUGAGCAGCGGCGUGGCUGUCUACGCCAGCUCCUACAUGCCCUACUAUGUCACACGGGUGCUCAACGUGUACGCCCAGCUGCGCUGGAAAGCCCUCUGCCCAGGCUUUGCCAGCGUGCCCCAGGCCGAGCAGGCGCUGGACUUGAGGACUUACGUGGCCCACCAGGUAGCACGGGGCCUCGUGCCCCUGGCCAUCUGCAUCCACCCACUGCUCUACAUGGCCGUGGCGCCCAGCUUGGGCUGCUGCCACCAACCCUGCUUGGGCUGCAGGCAGGGCCAGACCCCAGAGAACACCGAGUGCUCCGGCCAAGUCCUGCCCCUCAAUGUCCCAGCUGCCUCCAAAGCCUCAGGGCCCCAGUCCCCUGAGUUGAGCCCAUGACCUGGCCCAUCCUCAGCCCCCUCCUCACAAGACCUGGCAGCUGAAUGGAGACAGAGCACAGCUGGCCCCCGGCCCUGAGACCCCAACAGGCCUCAAGCCAACACUUCCUCCCCAAGGAGAGGCCUAUGGUGGGACAAGCAAACACCCAGGCUUGAGUGGCAGGAACUUCUGCCCACAGCACCAACCCAGGCAGGGCCAGGGAGCCGACCCUCGAAGCGGGGAAGGAAAGGAGGGCAAGGCUAGCCUCACCCGCCACAUUGUGGGUGACAUCUGCAAAUAAAUGGAACAGCACAGGGUGA